Bombus pyrosoma is the source of this 1343-nucleotide messenger RNA. It is a transcript of the gene Pmvk, whose product is annotated as phosphomevalonate kinase. Lineage: Eukaryota; Metazoa; Arthropoda; Insecta; Hymenoptera; Apidae. The coding region runs from base 675 to 1283 and encodes 202 amino acids. The transcript has 5 exons. Gene Ontology annotation, molecular function: phosphomevalonate kinase activity. The record is from RefSeq and is a predicted model, not a curated record. Gene Ontology annotation, biological process: isopentenyl diphosphate biosynthetic process, mevalonate pathway; cholesterol biosynthetic process. Gene Ontology annotation, cellular component: cytoplasm.
ACCUGUAAUAUUAAGAAACUGGGAAUUUUAAUACAUCAAUCAGUAACAGAGAAAAUUACACUAUUGAAAGUAGGUUGAGUAUCUAUGUCCAUAUGAUUAUCGAUGUCUCAAUAGACACAUCGUGAAAAACGAGCGUUCUUAAAUUUAUUUUAAUGCUUUUAAAUUCAUCAAUAUAACUAUUUCAGUAUAGAGUCAUAUAAUUUUUUAAGUAGUUAUACAAAUUUACGAAAUUUUCUCAAAUAAAUGAUAUUUAGGAAGUAUGGGGAAUUUACUUAAAUUUUUUUCUCCUAAAUUCUAGAUAGUUGCGUGCGUCAUUUAAAGCUUAAAGAACACAGCGAUUUCAUCAGUCAACCUCUCAAGCUCUUCAAUUAAUACACUCCAUUAAUAAUAAGUUGCCCAUUAUCUUUUUAUAUAACUCAAGCAAGCAUUAUUAACCUUUUGCACUCUAAGAUUUUUUGCUAUUGUUCUUUUUUUUUCGGAUUUGCACUUUGAUUUUGUUUCAUACUUCCUAAAAUUUAAUUAAGUCUAUCUAUAAGUAUGUUAAUUUCUCAUUUCGUAUUAGAAGUUAGAAGUAUUUGGGCGUUUAAUAGAAUAGAAGAAACCAGAAACAUAUUUGUUGUGUCAAUAAGCGUUAUGCAUUUGUAAUAAAUAUACUGAAGUAGUGCGAAUUCAACAUGGCGACUUACAAUAUUCCCGAUGAUCGUGAAAUAAGUCAUAAAGAAACAUUCAAACCACAAAUAAUUUUAUUAUUCAGUGGUAAAAGAAAAUCUGGGAAAGAUUAUAUUACAAAUGCUUUGCACGAAAGAAUUGGACGCGAUAAGAGUGAAAUUAUAAGACUGUCUGGACCAAUUAAGUUUCACUGGGCUAAAUCUCUUGGUCUGGAUAUCGAUCAGCUUUUAGGAGAUGGAAAAUAUAAAGAAAAUUAUCGCCUUGAAAUGGCAAAAUGGGGAGAGAACAUCAGGAACAAAGAUUAUGGCUAUUUCUGUCGUGCAGCUCUAGAAAUGUAUAAUGCAUAUAGCAAACCUAUAUGGAUAGUAAGUGAUACAAGAAGAAAAACUGAUAUACAAUGGUUUAUGGAAAAUUUUAAGAAUACAUGUAAAAUAAUUCGCAUUGAAUCAGAUGAUUCAAUUAGAAGCAAACGUGGCUGGAUGUUUACUCCAGGUAUUGAUGAUUCAGAAACUGAAUGUAAUUUGGAUGAUGUAGAUAUAUGGGAUUUGAAAGUGAUAAAUAAUAAUGAGAGCAUAGAAUAUAUAUUAGAGCAAAUAUUAAAACUAAUUAAUUAGUGAACCGUAUCACAAAUGUAUAAAUUAACAUUAUGUACAUAUAUAUAUAUGUAUGUAUGU